This is a messenger RNA of Haplochromis burtoni (Burton's mouthbrooder), 1241 nucleotides long. It is a transcript of the gene rfxank, whose product is annotated as regulatory factor X-associated ankyrin-containing protein. Lineage: Eukaryota; Metazoa; Chordata; Actinopteri; Cichliformes; Cichlidae. Gene Ontology annotation, molecular function: protein binding. Gene Ontology annotation, biological process: regulation of transcription by RNA polymerase II. The transcript has 9 exons. Bases 255 to 947 code for a protein of 230 amino acids. The record is from RefSeq and is a predicted model, not a curated record. Gene Ontology annotation, cellular component: nucleus.
AAUAAAGAAAACAUUUCUCCCUUGAAAUUGUGCCAGAUGCGGUGAUACGUUACACAGGCUGAAUCAAACGUGUUUUCAGUGCCUGUUUUGAAAAUAACGGGAUUAUUAAAUAGCUAAUCAUCUGAACGACGGCUAAUGUACUAUCGGAACACAUCGAAGACUAGCAGGAUCCAUUAUGUGAUAUGAACUUAUUUACUUUCAGUUUUCCUUAAAGGAAGUUAGCGCAAUUGGACUGGAAGGCUAAAUGUGCGAUCAUGGAGGGCAGAGGUGAUGAUGAGGCUGCAGAUGGCCAACGUGUUCAGCCAUCUAACGCUAAUGCAUGUCCAUCCCUAUCAGGAGAUGAAAAAGCCAAUGAGAGCAUGGAGGUGGAUGAUGAUUUGUUCAAACACUCCACCACUCUCACCAACAAACAGCGUGGGAAUGAGGUUACAGUACGCCCGGCAACAUUAGACUCUCUGUCCAUACAUCAGCUUGCAGCUCAAGGUGAGGUUUCACAAGUAGCUGCACACCUGAGCAAAGACAGCUCAUUGCUUAGCAGUCAGGAUGAGCGAGGCUUUACACCUCUCAUGUGGGCAGCAGCGUUUGGAGAGAAAGCAGUGGUGGACUUUCUCUUGGAAAAGGGUGCAGACCCCAAAACAAUUGCGAGGGAGCGAGAAAGCGCCCUGACAUUGGCCAGCUCUGGAGGAUACGUGGACAUCGUUGAAGCCCUCCUCAGACAUGGAGUGGACAUUAACACUUAUGACUGGAAUGGUGGAACUCCUCUUCUUUAUGCUGUACGAGGGAACCAUAUCAAAUGUGUAGAGGCAUUGCUAGCCAGAGGAGCAGAUAUGACCAUAGAGUCUGACUCUGGAUACAGUCCAAUGGCGCUGGCAGUUGCUCUUGGGCAUAAGAAAAUCCAGAAAGUGUUGGAGGACCACAUCUUGAAACUCUACAAGCCAUCAACAUGACACUUAUUAAAAUACAUUAAUGGAGUUGCCAGUGUGACACUCAGCUGAUCUUAAACCUUCGUUGGUUUUCACAAAAAUGUCUGUCACAAGCUAAGGUCAUAAUGGAUUAUUGCAUACACAAACAUUUACCAGAUAAACAGCGAUUUUUAACCUGUUUAUUCCAUUUAUAUGCAUUGCAAUGUUCAAAAUGUUUUACAAACAAGGACUGAAAUGUGACAGUUGUGCAGCUGAAUUAUUUUGCUUGGCUGAAGAAUGACCAAAAAAAAAAAAUUCUAAUAAAUUAUUUUCAUACUG